AGCGCCUAAUUCAUAGUGUUAAGGUUCAUUUGCACAUCUUUCCUGGCUUGGCAGCCAACGGGGCGACGUUGGCGUUGGCAAGAGCAUAUCCAUACAGAGCUGUAUUAUCGUCGCGCUUUGCAGAAUGACUAAUCUAAUAGAAUAACCUCUAUAAUACCAGUAUGCUCCAGGCGAUGGGGAAUAACUACAGCAACCUUUCGGGAAAUUGUGGCGUCUGCAAGGGACAUUCACAGCAAACCGCAGUUCAACGUCAAUCACCGCGUUCGGCGUCUUACUUACUCAACACCACACGUUCACGUUGUUCGUGCGCCACCACACCACACAAGUAUUCGAACAGUCGCUGGGACUCUGGCAGUUGCGUUACGGGCGCUGCAACACACAUCGCAUGGGGCCCGCUCGAUGACACCAGCCUUCACCACGCUGCUCCGUUGUGCAUCCCCUCGCCUCGAAGCUGUGCCUCCGGCACCACCCCGCGUUCCUCUUUAUCCGGGAUGUUAUUUCAUGGACUGUCACCCUCCCGCUGCUUGCCGGGUGCUGCUCCCAUGAACCGUUGCUCCUCCGCGAGUAGCAACAGGAGCAGCAGCACCAGCAGUACCAGCAGUAGCAUACGGAGAAGGGGCUCACGUGUACUGCCACUGCCUUCUCCCCUACCGUCUACGGCAGCCGUAAGAACGGCGGCUGUACAUACGACAGGCAUGCCCACACCCGCCUCGCCAACAGCCGUUCCCGACGAAGUGCCGUACACACUCUCUGGAGGCCUUGAAGUAACCGUGCGAAAUGUCCGUUCAUUGGACGAGCUACGACAGGUUUCAACACUUCGGGCGGACGCCUACUACGCGGAGAGCCAGUCGCGGUUCGUUAACUCGUUGAAGAAAAAGUUCGUUGAGCAGGAGGUUGAGUCGUUGCAGCAACGAACAACCAUCUUGUCACGACAUGGGCAGCCCUACUCGGAGUGUCUGGUCGCUGUGGAGCGCUGUUCGGCUGCCGUACUGGGCUGCAUCGAUGUACGGCUGCCCGCAGCGCUCAACGGCACCCACCCGCACGGCGUACCGCAGGACGAUCCGGCCGGCUGCUACCUGCUCAAUCUGGUGGUACGGGAGGAGGCCCGCGGGCGGGGGCUGGGUGGGGCGCUCAUGCGUGCCGCCAUGAGCCGAGCGGUGGGGCGGUGGGGGGCGGCGCGGCUGUAUACCCAUGUGGAGGCGGACAACGAGGUGGCCUACCGGCUGUACUGCAGCUGUGGCUUCCAGCAACACAGUCUUGAGGCCUCCUGCCCGGGUGCGGCGGCUGCGGGGGCGCAACAGCUGGGCUGCCGGUUGCUGCUGGUGGCGCCAGGGGGUGCGGGGGCGGGUGAGGGUGCGGGGGCGGGGGCGUAGGGUGUGCGGGGGGGCGGGGGAAUGGUUACCGGUAUGCAGCAGGGGCGGCAGCGGAGGCGGUGCGGCCGGUAGGUGAGUGCUCGGUGUCCUCUGUGUGUUUUCAUUUUUAAGUAGAGAUGGGCAAAAUUGGUGCCGGACAAGUGGUCGGAGAAGUUCAAGUAUGUGUGAGGAGAGAAGCCAGGUAUGCCGUACAAUUCGUACGUAUGCACCAAUGAACAGGAGCUGUGCAUGCAGGCUGCCUCUCAAGUAGCAAGCAAAACGUGGUUGUUGGCAGUCGUUGUUCUUGUGGUGUGAGUGCUGGGUGGCGCAGGUUGGCGGGAGUCGGAAGAAGAUUCCUUGCUUUAAUACUUGGUCAGACUUGGUCAAGCUUGACCGUGGUGUGAGGAGAGGUGCAGGGAGGGGAGUGGACAGGGCAUGCAAGCCCAGCGGGACAGCAUCGCCCGUGGGCGUGUUGCGCCGAGAUAGGCCUUCUAGUCGCCAUGCCAAGAGGUGCCAUGGGGUGCUAGAGGAAACGCAAUGAUCGAGAGGAAGAGAAUGCAAUCUGAGUCUUUUGAAUCCGUGUUUGUAACCAGUUGCUUCCAUUAGGGCCAAGCGUGCAGUGAAGGUGCGCUAGGAAGGGUGGAGAGGGUGGCUAGAGACUUGGUUGGUGCGCGGUGGGUUUGGCAGGAUUGUUCUUGUUGCUUGUCGGCUUGGAGAUCCGGUGUUGUGUUGUUAACCUUAUUUUAUUGUGUUGGGCACAACACCAGGAGAGUGAAGGGUGCGCAAGCAACCCGGGUGCUUAUGCUGGCCCUUUUCAGAAACCGCAGUGAGAGGAGAGGCAGCACGGGGACAGCAUGGUGGAGGGUAUGUAGAGGGCCAUGCUGUGUUCCCUUCUUGUUGCAUUUUGGUGAUAUGCUGCUUAGCAGUCAGUAAUUUGAAAGUGUGCGGAUGUAGAUGGUGCGGAUGUGAGCGGCCGCUACGUGCGCGCACCCUUUAGGUAGGAACACUAACCGGUGUGUAGUUGAUGGGUUGUUGCAGCUACUUGCCUGGAAGUAGCGCAUGUAUGGUGCGUUAUAACGUACAAGCUGUGAGGUGGUCUGGCUGCUCUGCCAUCGUCCGUUCUUGUCGGUUUCCCUUUUUCCCUGGUUCAUUUAUCAGGGAAAUGUUACUGAUGCUCAGAGCCAAACCAGCGCGAGACGGCCUUCCCUGUGUGUCCCUGAUACCGGUAUGUCGGGUCGGGUGCAUGUAUGGGCGGCUGAUAGCCUGGGAUUGCGGCCAGGUGUUAACUUACC
Messenger RNA from Astrephomene gubernaculifera, 2644 nucleotides. The record is from the annotation of a GenBank genome assembly. Lineage: Eukaryota; Viridiplantae; Chlorophyta; Chlorophyceae; Chlamydomonadales; Astrephomenaceae.